Morchella sextelata is the source of this 2496-nucleotide messenger RNA. RefSeq lists its product as uncharacterized. Gene Ontology annotation, cellular component: fungal-type vacuole membrane; vacuolar transporter chaperone complex. The transcript has 3 exons. The coding region runs from base 1 to 2496 and encodes 831 amino acids. The record is from RefSeq and is a predicted model, not a curated record. Lineage: Eukaryota; Fungi; Ascomycota; Pezizomycetes; Pezizales; Morchellaceae.
AUGCGUUUCGGCAAAACCCUCCAGUCGUCAAUCUACGCGCCAUGGCGCGACUACUACAUUGACUAUGCAAAGCUCAAGCGUCUGCUGCACGAGGGCGACGACAGCGACUCGGAACGCGGCCCCACCUCCCGCACCGACGAGAGCUACGAGGGCCGUCCCUGGACCGAGAACGACGAGUCCGUGUUCGUCGAGGAGCUCAUCAACGUGCAGCUCGAGAAGGUCAACAACUUCCAGCGCAUGAUGGGCGACCAGCUCAAGGAGCGCACGGCAAAGCUCGAGGCCCGCAUGGAAAAACUCUCGGCGGCCUCGGGUGACGACAAGAAGGAGGAGAUUAGCGAGGAUGAGAAGCAGAAGCUGCUCAAGCAGACGCUGGACGAGCUGGACGCAAUCACGAGCGACAUUGACGAGCUCAAGGUGUUUUCCAGGGUCAAUUUCACGGGUUUCUUGAAGGCGGCGAAGAAGCACGAUCGUCGCCCGAGAGGGGCGCCCCAGCAGCAGCAGAAGGGCAAGGGGAAGGGCAAGGCGAGCUCGGGCGUGGGGGAGUACAAGAUUCGCCCGCUGCUGCAGGUCAGGCUGAGUGCAUUAGAGUUCAACAAGGAGGACUACAGCCCGCUGUUGUACAGACUCUCGGCCAUGGACACUUUUAUCCGUGAGAACCUGAAAGACGGACCCGGCCAGACCCGUGCGUCCUCAGUUGCGUCCGGCCCACAGGCUGGCCACCGAAAAUACACCUCGCACAAGUUCUGGGUGCACCCGAGCAAUGUUGCCGAGGUCAAGACGUUCAUCCAGCGCCGUCUCCCCAUUCUGAUCUAUAACCCGCAGCCCUCGAAGGAGAUUGAGGCCAAUCGCCGUGACCCAACGAUCAACUCUCUGUACUUUGACAACCCCAAGUUCUCACUCUACACUGACAAGAUCUCAAAGACACCCGAAGCCGCCUCGCUCCGUCUCCGCUGGUAUGGCCAGCUUUCACAGAAGCCCGACAUCAGCAUUGAGCGCAAGACGCUCAAGGGCGGUGCUGCAGAGAACGACUCUGAGGGCGCAAUCGAGGAGCGCAUCGUCAUCAAGGAAAAGUACGUCAAGGACUUCAUCAACGGCUCCUACUCCAUGGAGAAGAACAUCCAAAAGAUGAAGGACCGCGGCAACAAGAGCGAGGACGUCAACCGCUACGAGGCCCUCGUCGAGUCGCUCCAGGCCUUCAUCAAGGAGAAGAACCUCGAGCCCGUCAUGCGCGCCGUCUACACGCGCACCGCCUUCCAGAUCCCCGGCGACGACCGCAUCCGAGUGUCGCUCGACACCGACCUCGCGCUCAUCAGGGAGGACUCGCUGGACCUGGAGCGCCCCUGCAGGGACCCCGAGGACUGGCACAGACAGGACAUUGACGACGCGCAGAUGGAGUACCCGUUCAACGGGCUGCGCAAGGGCGAGAUCUCGCGCUUCCCGUACGCGCUGCUCGAGAUCAAGGUGCUCGAGUCGGCGCUCCGCGGGCGCAGCAAGGAGUGGGUCCAGGACCUCAUGAACUCGCAUCUCAUCAAGAGCGCGCCGCGCUUCAGCAAGUUUGCGCACGGCGUCGCCGUCCUCUUUGACGACCACGUCAACAGCUUCCCCUUCUGGCUCAGCGAGCUGGACAAGGACAUCCGCCAGGACCCCAAGCAGGCCUGGGAGGCCGAGCAGGAGAAGGCCAAAAAGCAGAUCGAGGACGAGACAAUCGUCGGCAGCUUCAUCCCCGGCGCCCGCGACUUUGGCGGCCGCGCCGGCGCGCCACGCAGCGCUGCCGGCGGAUACAGCCAGACGCCGCCAAACGCGGACCGCCGCUUCCCGAUGAUCAUGCAGGCCGGCGGCGCAGGCAAGAAGCAGCCGCAGGAGGACGUCGUAGAGGUGAACAGCGAGGACACGGACGAGGACGAGGACGACACGGGCACGGACGACGAAGAUAAGCCUACGACCGUCGCGACCAUCGCCGGCCUGCGUAACCUCUUCCCGACCUUCUCGACCUCGCGCUACGGCCACGCCCACCGCGCAGCAGUCAAGCUCCCGCCGGGCGUGCAGAAGCCGGGGACCCUCAUCAUGCACUCGGGGCCCGUGCAGGUCGAGGCAAAGGUGUGGCUUGCCAAUCAACGAACGUUCCUGAAGUGGCAGCAUGUUUCGAUCUUGCUCGCGAGUUUGAGUAUCGGGCUGUAUAACGCCGCGGGCCCGCAUAACGUUAUCGCGAGGUGGCUGGCGCUGGUGUAUACGUGCAUUGCGGUCUUUGCGGCGGGGUGGGGGUACGGCAUGUAUAUGUGGCGCUCGAAGCUGAUUCGGGAGCGCUCGGGCAAGGAUUUUAAUAAUGCGCUGGGACCGGUGGUGGUAUGUGUGGCGCUGGCGGUGGCGUUGGCGGUCAAUUUUGCGUUCCAGUAUCGUGCGGCGAUGGAGAAGCAUCACCGCCAUCACCGUAAUGGUACCGAGCUUAUGGAGCUGGGCGCGGAGACGGCGAAGUAUCUGUCUGGGCUCGAGCUCUAG